This is a messenger RNA of Coniophora puteana RWD-64-598 SS2, 2148 nucleotides long. RefSeq names its product P-loop containing nucleoside triphosphate hydrolase protein. Gene Ontology annotation, biological process: mRNA splicing, via spliceosome. Gene Ontology annotation, molecular function: RNA helicase activity; nucleic acid binding; ATP binding. The transcript has 8 exons. The coding region runs from base 1 to 2148 and encodes 715 amino acids. Gene Ontology annotation, cellular component: nucleus. The record is from RefSeq and is a predicted model, not a curated record. NCBI's taxonomy places the organism in Eukaryota, Fungi, Basidiomycota, Agaricomycetes, Boletales, Coniophoraceae.
AUGAGUGAGGUGAAGGAAGAAGUGAAGAAGGUUAAUGCAGAGGACCUGGUGAAACUUGGUGCCAACAGUCGUGUCCGUCUCGACGACCGAGUGGCGGAGGAUGCCGCAGAGGACGUCAUAAAGCCUAAUGAAGAAGACGAACUCGAUACAACAGAACUCAACCCGGAAGACAUAUUGGCGCUUGCGGCGAAGAAGGCUAAGAAGAAGGACAUAGCUGCGGUCGACCACUCGCGCAUCAACUACGAACCCUUCCGCAAGGAAUUCUAUAUACCCCCACCUGACAUUGCAGCCAUGUCUGACGAAGAGGCAGACUUGCUCAGACUUGAGUUGGACGGUAUUAAAAUCCGUGGCGUUGACAGUCCAAGACCUGUCACAAAGUGGAGUCACUUUGGGCUCCCGGCGAGCUGCCUAGAUGUCAUCAAACGACUUAAUUAUGUUGCACCCACGGCUAUUCAGGCACAGGCUAUUCCUGCGAUCAUGUCCGGCCGAGAUGUUAUUGGUGUUGCAAAAACCGGGUCUGGCAAGACCAUUGCGUUUUUGCUUCCCUUGUUUCGGCACAUCAAAGAUCAGAGGCCACUUGAGCAGAUGGAAGGUCCACUUGCCAUUGUCAUGACGCCUACUCGAGAACUCGCCGUUCAAAUCCAUCGAGAGUGCAAGCCAUUCUUGCGAGUGAUGAACUUGCGUGCCGUAUGUGCUUACGGUGGUUCGCCCAUUAAAGACCAAAUCGCUGAGCUAAAGAAAGGCGCCGAAAUCAUUGUAUGCACCCCCGGUCGGAUGAUCGACUUGUUGACAGCAAACUCCGGCCGCGUCACGAACCUCAAGCGAGUGACAUAUGUUGUACUUGACGAAGCCGACCGCAUGUUCGAUAUGGGAUUUGAACCCCAAGUCAUGAAGAUAAUCAAUAACAUUCGUCCCGACCGACAAACAGUACUCUUCUCCGCUACGUUCCCCAAACAAAUGGACUCCCUUGCUCGUAAAAUUCUACACAAGCCCCUCGAAAUCACUGUUGGUGGUCGAUCAGUAGUGGCAGCAGAGAUCGAACAGAUCGUUGAAGUCCGCCCGGAAGACUCCAAAUUUAACCGUCUUCUGGAAAUCCUCGGUCAAAUGUACAACGAGGAUCCAGAGUGCAGGACUCUCAUCUUCGUCGAUCGUCAAGAGGGGGCCGACAAUCUCUUACGCGACCUUAUGAGAAAAGGAUACUUGUGCAUGUCUCUUCAUGGUGGCAAGGACCAAGUCGACCGUGAUUCAACAAUCGCCGAUUUCAAAUCCGGUGUUGUGCCCAUCGUCAUUGCCACCUCUGUUGCCGCCCGCGGUCUGGACGUUAAGCAGCUCAAGCUCGUCAUCAAUUACGAUGCCCCCAAUCAUAUGGAAGACUACGUCCACCGGGCAGGGCGUACUGGCCGCGCUGGUAACAAGGGGACCUGCGUUACGUUCAUCACGUCUGAACAGGAGCGAUACUCUGUUGAUAUCUUCCGUGCCCUUAAGGCAAGUAAUGCGGAGGUUCCGAAGGAGUUGGAAGAGCUUGCCAAUGGAUUCUUGGAGAAAGUCAAGACAGGAAAGGCUCAAGUGGCUGGCUCGGGCUUUGGUGGCAAGGGUCUUGACCGGCUUGACAAGGAGCGCGAAGCGAAAGACCGAGCCGAGCGCCAGGCUUACGGCGAGUCAGAGCAGGAAAAGACGCAGGAAGCCACGGCCGCGAAAGAAGGUGCCCCCGCGGCUAGUGGUACCGAUGAAAUGACCUUUGGUAACUUCAAGGUGGAAGUCAAACGUGGUCCCGCUCCGGAUUCCUCAAAGGGCUUGAAGGCACCUGUCAAUACUAAUCCAGAUGCGACAGAAUUCCAUGCUGUUAUACCAAUCAACGACUACCCCCAAAAGGCGCGUUGGAAAGUCACAAACAAAGAGACCAUGGUUCAACUCAUCGACAUGACCGGGGCAUCUGUUACUAACAAAGGUAUCUACUACGAAGCCGGAAAAGAGCCACCUUCCGACGGUCCACCCAAGCUGCACUUACUUGUCGAAUCAAACGAAGAGUACAGGGUUGAACAAGCCGUCCGUGAAAUCAAACGGCUGCUUAUUGAAGCCUCCGCAGCCGCACUUCAGGCAGAAAUGCGCAACCCUACUGCAACAACUGGCAGAUAUAGCGUCGUAUAG